Messenger RNA from Drosophila grimshawi, 6029 nucleotides. It is a transcript of the gene sol, whose product is annotated as calpain-D. Gene Ontology annotation, molecular function: calcium-dependent cysteine-type endopeptidase activity. Lineage: Eukaryota; Metazoa; Arthropoda; Insecta; Diptera; Drosophilidae. Gene Ontology annotation, cellular component: cytoplasm. Gene Ontology annotation, biological process: proteolysis. The record is from RefSeq and is a predicted model, not a curated record.
CUAGCUUAUUGUUGCUUAGGCAUUUGUAUCUACAACAAGGUUGGCCCACAGUUUUGUACUAAAUAUGUGUUGUGGUGCAACAGUUCAAAGUAUUAAAUUAGCGCGCGGCGUGAGACAGUUAAAUGCAAUUUCCAACGUCGGCUGGCUGUGAACUGCAACAUACUCCUUCCAACAAUCAGCAACUGGCCCCGGCCCCCUGUCUUUCUCUCUCUCCCUGCCCUCCUUCCCCCUCUCUCUCUGUCUCGUUCCAUCUCUGUCACACUGUCAUUACAUACAGCAUCGUGAAUUGUGUGCGAAUCGAAUGUGAAUUUCCUUUUGAAUCAAAUUCAAAUUGGUCAGCAAUAUGGGCACAAUAUCAUCGGUACUACAAUGGUCGUGCAGCAAAUGCAAUACCAUCAAUCCGACCGAAUCAUUGAAAUGUUAUAAUUGUGGCACCGUGCGCAAGGUAUUCCCGAGUCCUACCGCAACAUUGUACCAGCGUCAGCAGCAUCAGCAACAUUCGUCAUCCCAGCAGCCACCGCGACACCAAAGCACUUGGAUACAUCACCAUCAGCAGCAGCAACAACAGCAGCAUCGACAACGACAGAACGAAAACCAAAUGCUAGACGCAGCAGCAGCAACAACAACAAUAAACAACAAACAGGGACACGUUUACAAAUCGCUGCUGCGCGGAUGUUUAAAGCGUCCGCAACGCAAUAGCCAAAAUUUGCCAGCCAAUUGUAUCGAUUGCGAGGAGACGCGGAAAUAUAUAAAGAGCUCCAUUGAGCUAUAUCGCCAUUUCUCGAAUCCGGCAUUGAAUCGUCGUUGGAUUUGUCGCGCCUGCGAUACGGAUAACAAUUCGGUGACAUGGCAUUGUGUCAUCUGCGAUACGGUUAGCUAUCUGGCGCCCAUAUACAAGGAGACGCUAUGCACGCGACGACAUGAGACGGCGUCGGCCCAAACACCCAUUGUUGGUUCAAUACAGCCGGAGCUAAGCAUCAGCAUUGGCAUUGGCAACAGCAGCGGCAGUGGCAGUGGCUGUGGCGCUGCCGGCAACAGCAUCGAUCAACCGGAUAAGGAUAAGCAUCUAGACCGGGAGCAAUAUUUGCAUCAAUUGGCGGAGCAGCAGCAACAUCAGCAGCAGCAGCAGUCGCUGCCGGAGGACCAGCACAAUCAGCAACAUUCCAAUAGACGUCAUUUGAGGGCGCGCCGUUUUUCCUACUUUCGACGCACCCAGAGCCUGAGCACAUCCUUCGAGAAGAGCUCGUCCUCGGCGCUAACGCAUGCGACAGCCUCAUCAUCAUCGGGCCGCAGCUGUCACAUUUGCUAUGUGAACAAUCUCAGCAAAGAUAUAUUCAAUCUUCCAAUCGACGCCCCACUUAACAACUACCAACAACAGCAAUAUCAGCAGCAGCAGCAGCAGCAACAGCAGCAGCAGUUGCACAAGGGCACUCAGCUAGCACCUAUCGUUGCUGUUGUUGACUCAGUUAAUCGCUUGCCGCCUGUCGCCAGCGCCGCCGCCACCGUUGUCUGUAGCAAUUCGCGCUUUGCCAUUGCCAAUGACACAUUCUGUCGCCGCAAGCAGAACAACAACAAUAAGAACCAAAACAAUAAAUUGCGCGACGGCUGUGCCAAAAAGAAAUACAAUUUCACAAUCACAACGCUAUCAAGAUCGGCCAAGGCAACUGCUGCAGCGGCAAUCGCCACACCAACAGCAACAGCUGCAUCAGCAUCUGGUGCGGCGGCAGCAACAAAACCCAUGCGACAACCGCAUCCCAAGCUGCGGGAGGCCAAUAGCAAUAGCAACAGCAGCGCUCCAAACUUGGAGAGAAACGGUGCGGGGAGUGGAAGUGGAAGUGGCAGUGGAAGCUCACAGUUUACUAUACCGCGUAACGGUGUCUUUAUUGCUGUUAACGAUUGGUCAGAGCCAGCGACGCGCGGCAGCAGCAACAGCACUAACAGCAGCAGCAGCAGCUGCAGUGGCAACAAUCGAAAUCCAAACCAAAGCGCAGCCAACAUGCAGCACUGUGAUACAACAUACAACAAUAACAAUAGCAGUAACAAUAGCAGCAGCAGCAGCAGCAACAAUAUUAAUCACAACAACAACAAUAAUAAUAACUGCAGCAACAAUAGUAGCGGCAGCAGCAAACUGAAUCAGCAACUAUAUGAAAACGAAUGUGUUGCAAUUGCACAGCAGCAACAACUGCAACAACUACAGCAGCAGCAGCAAAUCAAAACUGAACCAAUGGCGCCAAUAUAUGCUCAAGUUAAUAAACAGCACAAGUUGCACAAAAAGAAACUUAGCAACGAUACAGCGGCAGCGACAACAACAACAGCAUUGCAGCUGGGCAACAACAACAGUCACAGCAGCAGCAAUCACAGCAACAACAGCAGCUUUGAUAAUAUCGACAACAGCAUCGAGACAGCAACAGCAGCAGCAACCGCAGCAAUUGAGCACACUGGCAAUGAAUUGAACAACAUGGAACCAGAGUCCAACACAGCAGUAGCAGCAGCAGCAGUAGCAGCAACAGGAGGAGCAACAGUAUCAGCAACAGCAUCAACAACAACAGGACCAUCAGCAGCAACAAUAAGUGAUUUUUAUAAUGCGUCUGAGCAUUCCAUAUACGCCAAGGUGUGGAAGGGACCCCGCAAAACGACUGAAUCGAAAAUCACGCAUGAGGGAUUGCCAGGUGCGUCAGCGAUCCCGGCGAACAGUAGUCGUCUCAUACCGCAAGCGUCGCGCAACGACAAUAAACAGCAACCGAUGAUGUUGCUGCACGGCAGCCGCAAGAUGUGGACAUGCGGCAAAUGUUCCUAUGCCUACAAUCGCCUCUGGUCCGAAUCCUGUGAGAUGUGCGAGACGGUAUCCAAGCAGUACAAAGUACAACAGCAGACCCAACAACAGCAGCCGCAGCCGCAGUCGCAGCCAGCAGUCCCGCGCAGCGAUGAGCCCUGGACAUGCAAGAAGUGCACGCUGGUCAACUACUCAACGGCGAUGGCGUGCAUUGUGUGUGGUGGCUCCAAGCUCAAGAGCAUCUCCUCCAUUGAGGAUAUGACGUUGCGCAAAGGCGAGUUCUGGACGUGUAGCCAUUGCACGCUAAAGAAUUCGCUGGCUGUCGGCUUGUGCAGUGCGUGCAAAUCGAUGCGUUUGCUGCCGGUCGACUCGGUCCGAGAGCGACCCGAUGGCCAGUCAUAUGAGGAGCAGGAUGCGGCCGCCGCACAGCCAAUUGGCGAGCUAAACACACCAACGCCCACACAACAACAACAACAGCAACAACAACAACCACAACAGCAGCAGCAGCAAUCGCAGCAACAGCAGCAACAACUGCAAUUGCCACUAGUCGCGCAUCGAAUCUCGCGAAGUCCCUCGCCUCGAGCGGUUGCUUUGCCAGCUCCGCCCGCAAUUGCUGCUACCAGCAGCAGUCAACAGCUGCAGCUACAACAACAACAACAGCAGCAGCAGCAGCACCACCAGCAACUACAGCAACAGCGAAGCUCUUCGGGUGCCAUACCAAAACGUCACAGCACCGGCGGUUCCAUAGUGCCGCGUAAUAUAUCCAUAGCCGGAAUGGCGAUGCCAUCUUCCGCAGCCAGCUCUUCCUAUAAUCUACAACAGCAGCAGCAUCAGCCGCUUUCGAUGUCGGUCAAGAAAUGGCAAUGCCCGGCUUGCACAUAUGAGAACUGUGCCGCCUCCGUUGUCUGUGACAUUUGUUCCAGUCCGCGUGGCUUGGUCAAUGCGGUGCUAACGGAUGCACUGGCACGCAAAUCGAUGCGCGUCACAUCGCUGACAGAGAUACGGCAGGAGAGCAAACUAAUGGAGAAUCUAAGGCAGCUGGAGGAGACGGAAGCGUUGACCAAAUGGCAGAAUAUCAUACAAUAUUGCCGGGAUAACAGUGAGCUCUUCGUCGACGAUUCAUUUCCGCCGGCACCGAAGAGCCUCUACUAUAAUCCAGCUAGCAGCGUUACCGAUGGCGGCAAUCCCGUUGUUCAGUGGCGUCGCCCCCACGAGAUUAAUUGCGACGGUGGCGCAUAUCCGCCAUGGGCUGUCUUUCGUACACCGCUGCCAUCGGAUAUCUGUCAGGGUGUGCUCGGUAAUUGUUGGCUACUCAGCGCAUUGGCCGUGCUCGCUGAGCGCGAAGAUCUGGUCAAGGAGGUGUUGGUAACGAAAGAGAUAUGCGCCCAGGGUGCCUACCAGGUGCGCCUCUGCAAGGAUGGCAAAUGGACAACGGUGCUUGUCGAUGAUCUGUUGCCGUGCGACAAGCGCGGCCAUUUGGUCUAUUCGCAGGCGAAACGCAAACAGCUUUGGGUGCCACUCAUCGAGAAGGCUGUGGCCAAAAUCCAUGGUUGCUAUGAGGCGCUCGUCUCUGGUCGCGCCAUUGAGGGACUCGCAACGCUAACGGGUGCGCCCUGUGAGAGCAUACCGUUGCAAGCCAGCUCACUGCCCAUGCCCAGCGAGGAUGAGCUCGAUAAGGAUCUGAUUUGGGCGCAGCUGUUGAGCUCACGCUGUGUACGCUUCCUAAUGGGCGCCAGCUGUGGCGGCGGCAACAUGAAGGUCGACGAGGAGGAGUAUCAGCAUAAAGGUCUGCGUCCCCGUCAUGCCUACUCGGUGCUGGAUGUCAAGGAUAUACAGGGACAUCGAUUGCUCAAGCUACGCAAUCCGUGGGGUCAUUAUUCGUGGCGUGGCGACUGGUCGGAUGAUUCGUCGCUGUGGACAGAUGAUUUGCGGGAUAACCUAAUGCCGCACGGCGCCUCCGAGGGCGUCUUCUGGAUCUCAUUCGAGGAUGUGCUCAACUAUUUCGAUUGCAUUGACAUAUGUAAGGUGCGCUCCGGCUGGAACGAAGUGCGUCUACAGGGCACACUCCAGCCACUAUGCUCCAUCUCGUGCGUAUUGCUCACCGUAUUGGAGCCGACGGAGGCAGAGUUCACGCUCUUCCAGGAGGGUCAACGCAACUCGGAAAAGUCGCAACGCUCUCAGCUCGAUCUGUGCGUUGUGAUUUUUCGCACCCGCUCACCGGCCGCCCCAGAAAUUGGACGCCUUGUUGAGCACAGCAAACGACAGGUGCGUGGCUUUGUUGGCUGCCACAAAAUGCUGGAGCGUGACAUCUAUUUGCUGGUCUGUCUGGCCUUCAAUCAUUGGCACACGGGCAUCGAGGAUCCGCAUCAGUAUCCCCAGUGCAUUCUGGCCAUACACAGCUCCAAGCGGCUGCUUGUCGAGCAAAUAACGCCCUCGCCCCAUCUGCUGGCCGAUGCCAUCAUCAGUCUAACGCUCACCAAAGGACAGCGCCACGAGGGACGCGAGGGCAUGACUGCCUACUAUUUGACCAAGGGAUGGGCUGGCCUGGUGGUCAUGGUGGAGAAUCGCCAUGAGAACAAGUGGAUACAUGUAAAGUGCGAUUGCCAGGAGAGCUACAAUGUGGUAUCCACGCGUGGUGAGCUCAAAACGGUCGAUUCUGUGCCGCCACUGCAGAGGCAGGUGAUCAUUGUGCUCACCCAGCUGGAGGGCAGCGGCGGUUUCAGUAUCGCCCAUCGGCUGACGCAUCGUUUGGCCAACUCACGUGGCCUCCACGAUUGGGGGCCGCCGGGCGCCACCCAUUGUCCACCUAUCGAGAAUGUGCAUGGGCUGCAUGCGCCGCGUCUGAUAACAUAAUUGAUCGAAAAGUGCAUCGUCGCUGAGGAGGAGGAGGAGGAUGGGGCAUUAGUUCAAAACCAAAAAAAUAAUAUAUAUAUAUAUAUUUAUUUAUCUAUGAGUAUUCUUUUCGCCUUUAGCCAUUAAGUUUAUAUUUUGUAAUUUUUUAUAGGUUUUUGCUGUUCAACUGCAUAGUUCACGUGCACGUUUAUUUUGAUUUUUUUUAUUUAAAAUUUUUUUGUAAUAAUUGCAUAUUCUAGUCGAUGGUUUGGUCAGCAUUAUAUGCAUAAAUACAAACUGUAUACUAUGAAAUAGUUAACGAUGCAGUAUUGAGAAGAAGAAAACAAAAACAAAACAAUUGUGAAUUAUAUAUAUACAUACAUACAGACAUACAUACAUAGUUAAACAACGGCCUGAUCCUGAA